Messenger RNA from Gastrolobium bilobum, 1341 nucleotides. RefSeq lists its product as uncharacterized. NCBI's taxonomy places the organism in Eukaryota, Viridiplantae, Streptophyta, Magnoliopsida, Fabales, Fabaceae. The record is from RefSeq and is a predicted model, not a curated record. Bases 1 to 1341 code for a protein of 446 amino acids. The transcript has a single exon.
AUGAUUUCAGGCGGGCUGAGUGGAGGAGGAGAGAUUGCGAACGCCAGAAAGAAACACUUGAAGCAGUGUCUGGCGGUCGCUGGCAAAGUGAUCAGCAAAGAAAAGCACAGUCCUAGUCCAACAAGGCCUCAAAUUGUCUGGGACGCCAGCGAUUUAGGCGACGUCCUCCCAGGACAUGACGACCCGCUCGUCAUUCAAGCUAUAAUCGCCAACUUCGGCGUUAAUCGCGUUUUUAUUGACCACGGCAGCUCAGCCGAUAUUUUGUUUUUACCAUGCUUUAAAGCGUUAGGGUUCACUGUUGAUAGUCUAACUCCUGUUACAGGUGAACUCUCAGGUUUCAACGCUACCACCACAAAGCCACUGGGAGUGAUUACCUUGCGGCUCUCCCUUGGAACGCCGCCCACCUCACGAUCCGCAGACAUCAAGUUUUUGGUGCUCGACACCCCAUCAGCUUACAACGCCAUUCUUCGUAGAAGGAUGUUUGCUGCCUUCGAGGCAAGCAUUUCACACCCCCACUUGGCAAUGAAGUUCGUUGCCCGAGACAACAAAGUCGCCACAGUGCGAGGAGACCAGACGAUAGCCCGAAGCUGCUACAACAUAUCCUUACGGCCAAUGGCCAAAGCUAGCUUCAGUGAUGAAAGGGCGCUCAAGCCGGGGACGACGUCGCCAUCAGAAAGAAAUCUCGGCGAGAAGUCCAAAGAGCGUGACCAAUGUUUUUUGGUAGAAUUUGACGCUAGAGAGGAUCCGCGCGUGGAACAUGACAGACCCACGCCGGAUGGAGCAUUGGAACAUGUUGUCUUAGGAGAUGCGGAUCAUCAAACAACAAACAUCGGGGCCACCAUCGAACCAGAGAUGAAAUACAAGUUAAUCAAGUUGCUCAAGGAAAACAAAGAUUUGUUUGCAUGGAAGCCGUCUGACAUGCCAGGUAUCAAUCCAAACGUUUGCUGCCACCGUUUGUCGGUGGAUCCUAAAGCCAAGCCAUUCGCCCAGAAAAAGAGGAAAUUCGGUCCCGACCGCCAGAGGGUGAUUGAUGAAGAGGUCAAAAGGCUACACGCCGCCGGGUUCAUCAGGGAAAUCAAGUACACAACUUGGUUAUCCAACCCAGUAUUGGUAAAAAAGCCAAACGGCGCAUGGCGAAUGUGCGUUGACUACACUGACCUAAACAAAGUCUGUCCAAAGGAUGCUUACCCUUUUCCCAGCAUCGAUCAGUUGGUUGACAACGUGUCCGGAUUCAAAAUGCUAUCAUUCAUGGACGCAUACUCUGGUUAUAAUCAGAUCCCACUUCUUGAAGAAGACCAAGACAAAACGGCGUUCAUCACUCAGAACGCCAAUUACUGCUAA